This is a messenger RNA of Camelus dromedarius (Arabian camel), 6894 nucleotides long. It is a transcript of the gene TBL1XR1, whose product is annotated as TBL1X/Y related 1. Lineage: Eukaryota; Metazoa; Chordata; Mammalia; Artiodactyla; Camelidae. Bases 549 to 2093 code for a protein of 514 amino acids. Gene Ontology annotation, molecular function: transcription corepressor activity; protein binding. The transcript has 16 exons. The record is from RefSeq and is a predicted model, not a curated record. Gene Ontology annotation, cellular component: histone deacetylase complex. Gene Ontology annotation, biological process: regulation of transcription by RNA polymerase II.
UCUAAUUUAAUAUAAAUGUACUUUUUUCUCUUUCUGUCCACAGUACUUCAGAGUGACAGUUUUCAUUUUUGUAAUUAUCUGCUGGCACAUUCUUAAUAAAAAAGAAAGUUAAGUGUAUUCCUUCCUAUUACAAACUGAAAAGUUGAAGACUUAGUUUUGAAGUGUGAUUGAGAGGCUGUGCUUUAGUAAGGGGGUCAGGUGUGUUCAUUGUCACUCUGUAGUCAUGCUGGUCAAGACAACUCUCCUUUUCAGGUGCACUCCAAAUCUGUUGUAAAUUAAAACUUUUCCAGUGAUGACCUUUCUUGUAUGUGCAUGUAGUAGUGCUGUUACAUCAACUCACAGAAGACACAGCUGCACUGUAGAGUACAGAAGACUGUGAAUGAAGAUGGUGUCCUGUGCAGAAGUUCACGGACUGGGGGUACAAACAGCAUCAGCAACAGCAACUUGUGAUUGGCGGUACUGGAUAUUCAGUUGUACAUCCCCACAUCAAUGCACUGCCAAUGGGUUAUAUCCUGUGUUGUGACCUCAUGGUUUAAGUGGGAAUAAAGAUGAGUAUAAGCAGUGAUGAGGUCAACUUCUUGGUAUAUAGAUACUUGCAAGAGUCAGGAUUUUCUCAUUCAGCGUUCACCUUUGGUAUAGAAAGCCAUAUCAGUCAGUCUAACAUAAAUGGUGCCCUCGUCCCACCCGCUGCAUUGAUUUCUAUCAUCCAGAAAGGUCUACAGUAUGUAGAGGCAGAAGUUAGUAUUAAUGAGGAUGGUACCUUGUUUGAUGGUCGGCCAAUAGAGUCCCUGUCCCUGAUAGACGCCGUGAUGCCUGAUGUAGUACAGACAAGACAGCAAGCUUACAGAGAUAAGCUCGCGCAGCAACAAGCAGCUGCUGCCGCAGCUGCCGCAGCUGCCGCCAGCCAACAAGGCUCUGCAAAAAAUGGAGAGAACACAGCAAACGGGGAGGAGAAUGGAGCACAUACUAUAGCAAAUAACCAUACCGAUAUGAUGGAAGUGGAUGGGGACGUUGAAAUCCCUCCUAAUAAAGCAGUUGUGUUGCGGGGCCAUGAAUCUGAAGUCUUCAUCUGUGCCUGGAACCCUGUUAGUGAUCUCCUGGCAUCGGGGUCUGGAGACUCAACAGCAAGAAUAUGGAAUCUUAGUGAAAACAGCACUAGUGGCUCCACACAGUUAGUACUCAGACAUUGUAUACGAGAAGGAGGGCAGGAUGUCCCAAGCAACAAGGACGUGACGUCUCUAGACUGGAAUAGUGAAGGUACACUUCUAGCAACUGGUUCCUAUGAUGGGUUUGCCAGAAUAUGGACAAAAGAUGGUAACCUUGCUAGCACCUUGGGGCAGCAUAAAGGCCCUAUAUUUGCAUUAAAAUGGAAUAAGAAAGGAAAUUUCAUCCUAAGUGCUGGAGUAGACAAGACUACAAUUAUUUGGGAUGCACAUACUGGUGAAGCCAAGCAACAAUUUCCUUUUCAUUCAGCACCAGCGUUGGAUGUUGAUUGGCAGAGCAACAACACCUUUGCUUCUUGUAGUACAGAUAUGUGCAUUCAUGUCUGUAAACUAGGACAAGACAGACCUAUUAAAACAUUCCAGGGACACACGAAUGAAGUAAAUGCUAUCAAAUGGGACCCAACUGGCAAUCUCCUGGCCUCCUGUUCUGAUGACAUGACUUUGAAGAUAUGGAGUAUGAAACAAGACAAUUGUGUCCAUGAUUUGCAAGCACAUAAUAAAGAAAUUUAUACUAUCAAGUGGAGUCCAACAGGGCCAGGGACAAAUAAUCCAAAUGCCAACCUUAUGUUAGCAAGUGCAUCCUUUGAUUCUACUGUUAGACUAUGGGAUGUAGACCGAGGAAUUUGCAUCCAUACUUUGACAAAACACCAAGAGCCUGUGUACAGUGUAGCUUUCAGUCCUGAUGGCAGGUAUCUGGCAAGUGGUUCUUUUGACAAGUGUGUGCACAUCUGGAACACACAGACAGGUGCUCUAGUUCACAGCUAUAGGGGAACAGGUGGAAUUUUUGAAGUUUGUUGGAAUGCAGCAGGAGACAAGGUUGGAGCCAGUGCAUCAGAUGGUUCAGUUUGUGUAUUAGACCUUCGGAAAUAGCGCUACUAGUUGGAAGCCAUGGACCGACUAUGAAUGUGUACAUAGCCAAAAUGACUGUCCCUGACCCAAGUACUGCUAUAGUCCUUCUUGAACCAUGGCCAGUCCACUACAGCCAAAUCUAAAAGAAAUAUAUACAUGCAGUGUAUAUAAACAAAAUUGCACCCUGAAGAUGACAGAAUUUUGUCACAGCUUGUGAAUUCUGUUCACCAAGUGCUGGAAUCUAAUCUGCUGUGCCCCUAAAAUAGCAUUUAGAAGUUUUGGAUAUGAAAAACAGAAGAGAGAAAAAAUAUGCGUUAUAAAAGCAGCCCAUACAUGUACCAGUUUUUGGAUACUAAUGACAGCCUUGUUUCUCCCCUUUGAAUCAGCAGACACCAUGGAUUAUAUUCUUUUUUCCCUUCAGUAGUUUAGCAGUUUGUAUGUACAGAGGAAAUGGACUUACAAAAACUUGCAGCAGUAGUUUGUUCUUGCUUUUAAACUUCGUUUUUGGUUUAGUUUAUGGAUGCAUGAAGUAAGGGAGUGAAUCUGUUUCUUGUUUAUAUUUUUUUCACCUUUUAAACAAAAAAAAAAUCUUAAAAAUAUUUUAAUGCAUUCUUUUGAAGAGAUAGAUGUUUGGUACAUUUUAUGGCUCCCAGAGCAUAUAUUCAAUUGGUGCAUGUUGUGGAAGGGGGAAUUGGAAAUUAAAUGGAACUAUAUGACUUUGGUCAUGUCAAUCUGUAAGACACAUCAGUAAAAGGGUAUUAUGCUCUGUUGGGUAUUUUGUUUGUUUUUUUGUUUGUUUUUUUUUGCUUCUUUUUUUUUGUGAUGUGGCUUAAAUGCAAUAGUUUCUUUUUUGGGACAUAUUUCUGCCAAUUAAAAGACUAGAAGGGCACAAUUUUUUUUUAAUACCAUAGAGAAGAUGCAUAAAAGAAAUCUUCUGAUAUCUGUAGCCAUAACUAAAUUAUGGUUAAAAUGUGCACUAUUGUGAAAAGGAGCAAAGUAGCUUUGGGGAUUUUUUGUUGUUUGUUUGUUUCUUUUGCUUUGUUUUUUAAGAGAUUAAAAUGUUUCUGGAUAAGGAUUAGCUUCUCAAAGUGUCCAUCAUUCUGUGUAGAAGCUUAAAUAUGUAAUGUAACCAAACUCCAGUAUUAAAAAUCUCUCAUGUUAUUUUUCUUUAUACAAAGCAAGAUAACGGCAUAUAACACUGCCAUUACAUGGCAAAAUGUUUGCUACCUUAGUUUAAAAACAAUCUUUAAAACGAAAGACUUGCUUCAAGAUGUUUUUAAAUAGCAGUGAUUCAAAUUUUUUUUUUAAAAAAGUAUAAUUGCACUAACUUCCCUGCUGCUCUGAUUCUGCGUUUGUGGUACUUGUGACUACAUUUUUUCAAAUAUAGAUAGAGUUAAGCUGCUAUUUUUUUGUUUUUCAGUAAUCACUACUAUAUCAUGUCUUUUACUCUGUUUAUAAUAUCACGUAUUUUCUUAAAGAUGUAGGUAUCAGAUCAAACCUCUUGUGCUCAUGCAACUAAAAGCUAAAAUAUACAGAAUUUAUAAAUGAUAGCAUGGGACUGUUUAUAUGUAUGAUUAACAGGGUUUGUCAUGAUUAAUGUAAUAAUCCAGAAGUGUCAAUUUUGAAGAGAAUAGUUGUCAAAUUUAUAUCUCAAAGAUUUCAAUUAAGGAAUAUCAUUUGUUAUCAAGUUUAGCAAAUUUAUAACACUAUUUCUGUCACUAAUUAUUUUUAAGCCAUUACUGCUAAAAUUUUAACCUGUGUUUUAAGUUUGAGUAGAAACUGAUUUAACCCAAGUAAUUCAGCUUUGAUUUUCAGCAUUUGUUGUUUUGCUAUUUUUACAAAACAGCACUGAUUGAAGCAAGUCUUGGUUUACUAAGGUAGGAUAGCAUUUGCUAUUGGUAAAGAGAAUAAAUACACUUAAUUUCACUAUACAUUGUUAUAUGUACCCCAGUUGUUGUUAGUGGGGACUAUGAUACUGUAAUAAUAUUUUUUAAAAUUUACAUCCAGAGAGGCAGUCAUUCAUGAUGGUUUUGUGCCAGCUGUUCUUAGGGUUUUGGAUCACAUUAUAGAUAUUUAGAACUAUUACCCUGUGACUUAUGUAGGAAACCUAAUAUGCUGAGUAUCUGGCACUUGAAAUCCUGCUUUUAUUGCUGGAGGUCCACAUCUGUGGUUGACCUCUAUUGUUGUUUUAAAAAAAAUAAAAAUAAAAAAAUCUGUGCAAUAAUUUUUAAAUGUGCUCCCAGGAAUAGACACAAAUGUUUUGAGUAUGUUUAAGCUGCAUUUUCCUUUAGCGAUGCAUUUGUCAAUUGCACUGAAUUUAAAUCUGAAAGUCAGAGGUGAUUAUUGAUAGAACUUUUUGUAUUUUGAUAAUGGACAAUUUAUUCAUUUGCAUACAGUUAUUGACCUUUUUUUUUCCCAACUGAUUGAAAGAUAGUCGAGAAGUUCUGCAGUAUAGCUGCCCAGAUAGACAGCUACAUGUUUAUGGUAUUGUCAUCUUUUCUUUCUUUCUGUUUUUUAAUCUUUAGCUAUUUUACUUAAGCAUAAUAGCCACAAUAGGACAUAUAAAAGAUUAUAAAUACAGAGCUUUAUUAUCCUGAAGUCUUGGGUCUUUUAAGUGCAAACUAUCAGAAAGGUAUCCAUUCUGUAGGCGUGGGUUCUUUAUGAGCAUUCAGUUGUUUCUUUUUGCUGCUGUUCUCAAGUCAUCAUUGCCUGCUGAUGUGCCACGAUGCUGCUCCAGUAGACAAAAGUAAGAUUGCCUCUAAUUUGAGCAGUAACAUGAUUAUAAGAGACCAAGUUUCACAGCCUGUAAAGUUCUAUGUUUGAGGUUCUUGCUUCUUUUUCCUUCAUUUUUUUCCCCUCUGAGAACUUAUUUCUGAAGAUCUUUUGAUUCCAGUAGGUUUUCUGUGGUAUUCAUUAUAUAUCAUUGUUGUAUAGGCUACUGUAAGAAACUUGUAAGGAAAAAUAGAAAGGGAAACUUGAAUGAAUAGAAUAUUCUUGAUUAAAAUAGAGUAAAAAAAGAGCAGCUGUCACUCUUAAACAUCUAAAGGAAUAUCUUUUUCUUCUCCAUGUGGGAAAAUCCCGUUAAGUUCUUAUAUUUAUUCCAUUCCCAAUUUCCUGUCAUUGAUCAGGUAUCAUCAUUGACUUUCCAGUGACUUUUAGAAGUGGUAAGUUUUAAUUUCCUAAUAGGUCUUAGAGUGUAUCGAAUUCUGUUUUAAUUAAUUAUUCUCUAGGUAAGUAUGUUUUAGGAUUAAACACCUUUUACAGAUACUGAAAGUGCCUCCUUUUGUGGUGUAAAAAAACAAAUUAUGGUGCAAAAAGUAAUCAUUAGAUUGAAUUACAUGAAGGUUUUUUGCUUUUUGACAUAUAAAAAUGUCAAGAGAAAGGCCAAAGAUUUGUACUUUUUCACUUAACUUAUAAAGCACUCCUUUUUUUCCUUAAACUUAUUUCUGUCAAAUUAGAUUUAAUGAGAGAGUACUAUUUUUAAGGAGCUAUCUGUUUAUGUAGAAUGAUUUUGUUAAGAGUAAUGUAAACUAUUACUGAGUAGAGGCCUGAAGAGGAGUAUGCAUUUUUGCUAUUUAAAGGAAUCACAAAUGGCCAUUCUUAUAUCAGCAAAAAUGUUGUUUUACUAGAUAAGCAGGAAAAAAAGAUCUCAAAUGCAGUGCGAUUUACUCUUUUCAAAACAGUUUUCAUUUACUGAAAUACAUUGUACAUUUCCAUAGUACCUGGAUUUAUUCUCACAUGCUAAGGGCGGUACUUGCAUUUGGUGAAUUACUGUUGACAGUUUCCACAGAAAUCCCAUUUCAGUGGACCAACAUUGUGGCAUGGCAGCAAAUGCCAGCAUUUUGGGGAAUAGCAGCAAAUCUAUAAGAGACCCUGGUUGGUUUGGGGUGUGGGGUGGGUUGGUUUGUUUGUUUUUCUUCUGAAUCAGCAGGGAUGGAAGGGGAAUAGGGAAGUUAUGAAUUACUCCUUCUGAUAGUAGCUCUGAAGCGUCACAUUCAAUAUCAAUUUUUUAAAACAUGAUUCUAGUUAAAUGUAGAAGAAAGAGACAAAAAAAGAGGAAGUGUUCACUUUUUAAUACACUGAUUUAGAAAAUUGAUGUCUUAUAUCAGUAGUUCUGAAGUAUUAAUAGCAUUCUUUAUUUCUGCCUUUAUGUUGACAGUGUUGAAGCAGGGUGAAUAACUAGGGCAUAUUUUUUUUUUCCUAGUAAGCUGUUUCAUGAUGUUUUCUUUGGAGUUUCUGGAUAAGUUCAAGAAAACAUUCUGCAUGUUGUAUUUAGUCUGAUGUACUUAUCCAUCUCAUUAAAAACAAAAACACACAGACUGCAUUUUGUAGCUCUGUAAUCCCUAAAUACAGAAGUAAUUUUCUUCUUUCCUGACUUUGACAUUGUAGUUAUAAUGUUCUAAUUUUUUAUUUUUUACAAAUCCUUUGGGUCUAAUUCUGUGAGCCUACCUAUAGCACUGGAUUAAAAUGUCUGCAUCAUUUCUUUAGUUAUCCAGUUAACUUUAAAACUGUUGUAAAAGUGUAAACCAGCCCAUGACAGUUUUUGUACCUGUUUAAGAACUUUAUUGUUCAGUUUUCAUGAUUAUUGUGUGAGGAAGACUGAUAGAGAUGUUCUAUGCUGUCCUGGACCAUGUUAAUUACACUUCUGAUGUAUUUUGGUUCCACAUCACAAUGAUUUGUCCCCAGUGACCCUUUUAUCCUUUCUAGGCACAUUUUUUUGUUGUUGUUGUUGUUGCAGUUUCCCUUUGCAUUGUAUUGCUUUGACAACUGUAAUUUGAAUCAGAUCUGAAAGAGGUCCAGAAUAAAAUAUAUUUUGAUAUUA